This is a messenger RNA of Gadus chalcogrammus (walleye pollock), 1867 nucleotides long. RefSeq lists its product as uncharacterized. NCBI's taxonomy places the organism in Eukaryota, Metazoa, Chordata, Actinopteri, Gadiformes, Gadidae. The record is from RefSeq and is a predicted model, not a curated record. The coding region runs from base 323 to 1306 and encodes 327 amino acids. The transcript has 10 exons.
UACAGUCCAUGUCUGUACCAGGUAAUCUCUCAUGUGAAAAAAGAGGAGAGUAAAGUGUUGGAGGUUUGAGGAAGUGAGAGAACACUCGCUAUAAGAAGCCUUGCUCUCCACAGUGAGCAGUAGUUUGAGCUAUUAGACAGACAGAAAGACAGACAUACAGACAGACAGAUAUGGUUGCUUCUCCGUCAUACAAAGGUAAGGACUUUAAAUAAACAAGAUAAUAAAAACUAGCAAAGUUAUCAGUGGGUGUUUGUGUUUGAUGGCCUUAAAGUUAUUUAUUCAAAUCAAAAGGUGUAUAGUUUAAUAAACAUUACAUAACUGAAUGUUCUCUCUCACAGAUAUCUUUCCAAUCAAUGACAAAUGUAACAAAGUAACUUUCUCCUCAGAUUAUGGAAGAACAGAGUUCAGAGCUGGAGAUUGUGUCUCUCUAUCAUGCGGGGCUCAGAGUGACUGUUCCAUUAUUACCUGGCUGUUCAGUUACAACAAUGGAACGACUGUGGAAUUGGUUGUAGGAGGGAAGGUUAAGUCGGAAGACAAGAAAGAAAGACUACAUGUUACAAAGGAGUGUUCUCUGGAGGUAAAGAAGAUGAGAAAGGAAGAUGAAGGUCAUUACACUUGCAGAGAGUACCCAUCACCAAGAAGACAGGUUGAUCAUGCAUUGCAUGAAGUAAAACUAAUGACAAGCACAAACAGACCAACCCCAACCACAGUGAAAGCAAACACAAGCACAUCCAAACCAACCACUACACCAGUGAAAGGAGCAGCCAGCAGCAGCCCAGCAGCAAGGCCCUCAACAUCAACACCAACCACACACACACUGAACGGAGCAGCCAGCAGCAGCCCAACAUCAUGGCCCCCAUCAACACCAACACCACAUACACCAAACGCUCCUACAGCGGGGGUCCUGCUGCGGGUCCUGGUGCUGCUGGGCUUCUCCGUCCUGACCCUGGUGGUUCUGCUCCGCCUCAUUGGCUGGUGGAGAACCAGAGGUAACAGGGCGGCAACAGAAGAGUGCAUUGGUCUGAACUCUUCCAGCGACGCCCCGCCAGCCAGAGAACGCCUCGGCCCAGGGGCCAGUGACCAGCAGCAGCACACUGUGGAGAUGGACCUGGACUGGGCUCCCAGGGGCCCCUCUGUGGUCCAGCGUGGUGGGCAGAGGGCAGUAGGCUCAGCACAGGACCAAGUGGAUCCUGGUGAACUUAGCGAUGCUGCUAACUAUGAAAACCUGAGGGCCCCUCCCAGAUGUGCUGGGGACACUGCAGACACGGGCGUCCAUUUUGUCACCGUCCACCAACUGUCAAAAUGACAAACGUCUGGACAACACGUGAUGAAGCAGGGGGAAGCGGUCGGAGCUAUAGCUUGUUGUUGUUGUAUUCAGAUGCAUUAUAACCGACUGAGCAAACUUUGUUUCCCUUGGUCCUUAAACAAGCAUUUAGGCCUACACAACAAGCAGUAGGUCUACACUCGGUAGUCCUUAACACCAAUUGGGCUGUACAUACAUGAGAUGACAUUUAUACUCAACGAAAAUAAUGAAAUGAAUACAAAAUCCAUGAAGCAAUAAUUGCUGAAUGCGUCUUCUCAUAAAUGUAUGUGAUGGGAACAUGUUUUUCAAAUAAGCUAAUAUGUUGUCCUUGACAGGGCACCAGAGAUCAGAAUAUAUGAAAAAUAAUCAACGGACCAAUGAACACAAAAGUUUGUAGCCAUCCUUAUUGGUCAGGUUAAUUAUAUAAUAAUACGACUAUUUUAAAGCUCUUGCAUUUAAUUUUUUUCUUGUUCUACCAAACACCAUAUUCUGUUAUGCUUUAGAUAUGUAUGCUACAAAUGUAACUGAGAUGUACUUUCAACUGUGCAAUAAAAAUAUUCUGAU